Haemonchus placei is the source of this 1632-nucleotide messenger RNA. The record is from the annotation of a GenBank genome assembly. Lineage: Eukaryota; Metazoa; Nematoda; Chromadorea; Rhabditida; Trichostrongylidae.
AUGACAUUCGUACGCGAUCGACUCACUCCCAGAAUGGACAUUGAACACGACUUCAAAGUUGCGUUCUUGCUAACCGGUUUUCCUUAUCAAGGCCAUUCUGAAGGCAGAUUUGUUAGCUGUCACAAAGAUGCUUGUGAGGAAUUGGAUGCUAUUGAGAAGCUCGCUGAGAAAGAGGGUUUCAGGAAGGAAAGCCUCAAAAACUGUCACAAAGAUGCUUGUGAGGAACUGGAUGCUAUUGAGAAGCUCGCUGAGAAGGAGGGUUUCAGGAAGGAAAGCCUCAAAAAGGUUCUUGAACGAGUAGCAGCAAAGUAUGAGCACGAAGAAUCGCUGAUCCUUUUCUCCAGAUCAGAGGACGAAAACGAGAUUUCCGAGGCAGGCGACUACGCCAGGAAAUACUUGCGGAUCGCCAUCACAGUGGUGGCUCUUGGCGGAGAUGCACACCCAUGGAGACAUUUCCCAGCGGAAUCGGUUUUCCCUGUUUGUAUAGAUAAACUGAACCAAUCGCCUCAUUUGGCAUACUGCCUCGCGGAAAGGAGCUGCGCGAUAUUCCACGAUUGCGAUCCGGGCUGGGAUAACAACCAGUCCACAAAGUUUUUUACACAAGCGCAGGCGACAACGAGAAAGGCAACUGCACGUGCGGCUACGACGCAGCGUCCAACAACCACAGAGGCUCCUCUGAGUACGAGAGCACCCACGGAGGCUCCGGAAACUUCUUCUUCAUCUGGACCUGCCAUGCCAACGAGCAUCCCGAACGUUGAGGGUACACCAUGCGCUUGUAACUAUUCAACCUCAUGGAAUGAUGUCAUGCUCGUGUUUGAGUCAACAGAAUCCACAACCGAACAUGGGCUUCAAGAGAUGUUGGCUUAUGUACAGUCGAACCUUUUCCGAUUCAAUAUUCUUCCAUAUCCGUCUAGCAACCAGCUGAGCACGCGAAUCGGUGUGGUCGUCUACGGCUUGACAGCUCACCUUUAUGCUCCUUUAGGUUCACUGACAUAUAAUGAAUUCCUGAACAUCCAAAGCCUACCGUACUACGGAGACCAAAUAGUGAAUUUGGAAGAUGCUCUUCGAAUGGCCGCACUUCAAUUUCAGACGGAAAUGGACCGGUCUAAUUCCAGAAAUGUCAUUGUGCUGUUUGCCACAUCCUACAGUGCCGGGGGAGCAUUCAACCCAGCACAAGUGGCCGACCAGUUCAAAGAAGACAAUGGCGUCUUGGUUGUCUACAAUUAUGUGGAAGAACAUGGUUUCCCCGAGCCUAGGCUGAAGGACAUCGCGUCGCCAGGGUACUUCCUUUCUUCCCAAACCGACCUUGAAGGGAAUGGAAUUAGUGAAGCACUGUGCAGCGCGAAUUGCUUCUGUCGUCAAGGAUACGAUCCCUUCCAAGUGAACGCUCCGAGAAAUACACCUUCUGGAGGCUGCUACUCUGUGAAACAAGCUCAAACGACUUACUCGUUAGCGACCAGCCGUUGCAGAAUGGAAGGAGGUGUGGUAGCUCUUGCAAAAACAAGAAAUCAAACGGAGUACCUCGACAUGAGUAAGUUAUUCUCUCAAGAUAAGUGUGUUAUUCUCCUCGCCGAUCCCGAGGUUACCCUUCUUCAACCAGUGCACAAUUUACAAGAAUUUAGUAGGUGCUGA